GCCUGUCAGUCACGUUUCAGGGCGUGGCCGCUGUCGGCAGCUGUCAGAUUCAGAAGCAGAGGGAACGGCAAAAACACGGGCGCGUCUAACGGGGCAAGGCGGAUAAAUGUGGUACAUUUCAGAGCAGGGAUGGUCCUCUGAGUGACAGAGAUAUUCCCUCAGCCAUCACCUGACUAUCCUGACCCUCCUCCCUUCCAUCAUCACCAUGGAGAUUGCUAACAACUACGUGCUGAUCCAUGGGAAGAACAUAUCCCAUAAUACCCUGGUGGGCUCUGCUGCGGUGCCCCACAUGUCCAUCGACAAGCUCUUCCCGGCUCUCCUUGAGUGCUUUGGCAUCAUAAUGUGCGGCUACAUAGCUGGCAGGGCAGACAUCAUCACAGAGAGCCAGUCGAAGGGUUUGGGGAACUUUGUGUCUAAGUUUGCUCUCCCAGCCCUGCUCUUUAAAAACAUGGUGCUGUUGGACUUUGGAGACGUCAUCUGGGCGUUUCUUUGGAGCGUGCUGGUCGCUAAGGUGACAGUGUUUGUGCUGGUGUGUGUGCUGACUCUGAUGGUGGCCAGUCCAGAAAGCAGAUACAGCAAAGCUGGCCUGUACGCCAUCUUUGCAACGCAGAGUAAUGACUUUGCUUUAGGAUACCCGAUAGUUGAUGCUUUGUAUCGGAGCACAUAUCCAGAAUACCUUCAGUACAUCUAUCUAGUCGCCCCGGUCUCCCUCAUGCUCCUCAAUCCCAUCGGCUUCGCUCUUUGUGAGGUGCAGAAGUGGAGGCAGUCCAGCCAUCCACAGCACAGCACUGCAGGCAUUGUAGGAGUUGUAGUCGUACAGGUGCUGAAGAACCCAGUAGUAUUCAUGGUGAUCGUGGGAAUCAUCGCCCACUUCGCUCUGGGCCAGCAGAUCCCUGCUGUCCUGUCAGAGUUCAUCGACGGCCUGGCUAACUCUUUCGGAGGGGCAGCUUUGUUUUACCUCGGCCUCACGAUGGUCGGCCAGCUCAGAAAACUAACCAGAGACACUGGAGUUGCCUUGAUUCUCCUCAUCACAGCCAAACUCCUGGUGAUGCCUCUGGUCUGUAAAGACAUGGUGGAUAUUCUGGAUGUUGGAGUGAACAGCACGAGUGCCAACCACACCAGUUUGUCCAACUUUGCUUUCCUGUAUGGAGUCUUCCCAACUGCACCCAGUGUGGCCAUCUAUGCCGGGCACUACAACAUGGAGCUGGAGGUGGUGACAUCAGGGAUGGUCAUCAGUACGUUUCUGUCUGCCCCCAUCAUGUACGUGUCAGCGUGGUUGUUAACGAUCCCUCUAAUGGACCCGACGCCCCUGGUGACAGAACUUGAAAACGUUAGCUUCAACAUCAGCAUCGUCUCCCUUGUUGCACUGGUGUGGACCAUUGUGGUGAUGUUACUCAGCAGGAAAUUUAACAGACUUCCUCACCUGUUUGCCUUAAAUCUUUUCCUGGCUCAGUUCCUGGUGUGUGUCAGUAUGAUCCUGUGGAACUUCUUGGUGAAAAAAGAAGAUAAUCUGGUCGGCAAAAUUCUCACCUUCACUCUGCUCUACGGAUCUCUGUACAGCACCUACAUUUGGACAGGUUUAAUCCCUCUCUGUCUGGCUCUGACUAACAGAGAUGACCUGCUGAGACUGAGACCAGGAGUAUUCAUGAUUUUGGGUUGGGGGGUUCCCUUCCUGAUGGUUGGAGGUCUUCUGAUAUCAGGAGAGAGGACUGACACCAUAGACUCUGCCUUCUUCUAUGGCAGAGCUCAGAUAAUCAGCACAGCAGUGGUGCUUGCAGUCAGCCUGGUGCUUGGUGCGAUUUCUCUGAUGGGACUCAGCCAAGGUGAGAGGGAGCAGAGAGGCUACCAGGCCCUGAGCAGAGCUGCUGUUGCAGGAAUCAGUGAUGAGCAGAGGGCCACUGGUGGCCUGGAAGAUCCACAACAACAACAACAGCAGCAGCCACAGGUGGCAAAUUCACCUGCCUGCAGCAUCAACUCAGACCUCCACACUUUCUCUCCUCUUCAGUCCCUACCUGACAUGAUCGCCAGCACGCAGAGGGAGCACACAAACAGCACAGGCCACAGUGGGGCGCUGAGUGACGGCCAACAGCAGCAGGGUCCUUCAUCUUCAGAGCAGCCGCUGAACCUGCCACCACCCGGGCCUCAGACCACCGAUGACAAACAGACAGUCAGACACGUUCUGCUCUGUCUGCUGCUCUUUGUCAGCCUGCUCGCGAACCUGUCCAGCUGUCUGUGGUGGCUGUUCAACAAAGAUCCAGGAAGACUUUACCUUGAACUACAGUUCUUCUGUGCUGUAGCCAACUAUGGACAGGGCUUCCUGUCCUUUGGGAUCUUUGGUCUGGACAGACACCUCAUCAUCCUGCCUUUUAAAAAGAGGUUGCUCUGGCUGUGGCAGGGCAGGGAGAGUGAUGAUUUGAGUCCCUCAGGUGUACCAGAGGAGGUGAGGCUCACCUGUACUCAGUUUGUCCGCUACCACAAAGACCAGUGUGUACAAGACCUAGUACACACACGCAGGUUUGGACGAGGAGGAGGACUGGAGGAGGAGGAGGAGGAGGCUUUGAGACAUUCCCUCUCCCAUCAGCCCCAGCAUCUACACUUGCAUCAGGAUUCUCAGGAGCAUCUAAACCAGAACCUGCACCAGAUUCACCAAAGUCACGAUCCAGCUGAAUCCUGUGACCAACGUUCGCUUCCAUCCCAAAUUCAGCUUGUGCCUGAGAAUGAACACCAAGCACAUAUUUACAACUCUGACAUCCCAGAGGAGCCGAUUUCACAGCUCCACUCUGACCAACACCUACCCCAGCAUGAUUUUGCCUCUAACCCACCCCAUCCUGAUCAGAAUCCUCAGCUCCAUUUAGAAAGUGUGUUUCGGGGCAGCGACUUGGUGGACUGGCUGGUUGAGCGGGGCCUGUGUGCCGGGCGAGCCGAGGCCCAACUGUAUGGUGUUCGACUUCAGCUGGGAGGAGUGUUAGAUCACCUGACAGGUCAGCACAGCUUCAGGGAUGAACCCACUCUGCUGUACCGGUUCACACAGGGGAGAGGGGAGGGAUGGUCCAGGAACAUUUGAGAGGAAGUGAGGCAAUAAGGAGGCAAAGAAAAGGAAGAGAUACCAAGCAGCAACCACCAUGGCUGAGGGCCAAAGCGGAAGUGCCUUAUGGUGCAUUUUAUCCAACAACCACUGGACUGGCUCUGGGAAGGCUAAUUGUUCUGAAGUCAGUGAAGCAGAUCCGUAACUUCUCUAAAACACGUCCCCUGGAAAAAUCAGAGAAAAUCACCCCUUUGUAAUUUGUGCGUUCCAGGAUGAUAUCAAGAAGUAUUUUUGAAGGUGUGUUUGCUGUAAUUGGUGGUUGCUGCUUGCUUGUCUGCUCAGUCUUCAACUAAAUUUGAAAACAUCCAAGAGUAAUUACAGACAGAAAAAGUGAUGACAGGGGUUGUGGAGAGAUUAAAGAAUAAGAGGACAGAGCGCUCCCUGCUGGUACUUCACAUCAUCA
Molecule: messenger RNA, 3488 nt
Organism: Acanthopagrus latus (yellowfin seabream)
Lineage: Eukaryota; Metazoa; Chordata; Actinopteri; Spariformes; Sparidae
Gene: gpr155b
Product: G protein-coupled receptor 155b
Exons: 20
Coding region: 206-3064 (952 amino acids)
Biological process (GO): transmembrane transport; G protein-coupled receptor signaling pathway; intracellular signal transduction
Cellular component (GO): membrane
Molecular function (GO): G protein-coupled receptor activity
Source: RefSeq, a predicted model, not a curated record